AUGGAAUCUUUGAAACAUAAAAUUUCAGAGGUGGUUCAUCACUUCAUCGAAGAAAGUACAUCGGAAGAGCAAGGAACAAGAUUUAAUCAUCAUCAUCAACAAGAACAUCCUCAUCAACACCAAGAAACAACAGCUCAUCAUGAACAUACAUCAUCCUGCUCUCAGGUCGUUCAUCAUCCAUGCGAUCAAUCUACGAGAUUUAAUGAGAAUAAUCAUCAUCAUCAGGAUCAUGCUUCAUCGGAAGAGGAAUAUCCACAUCAUGAACAUCAUACAAGCCAAUCAACAAGAAUGGAUCAUCAUGAAGCUCCUCAUCAUCCUCCUCACCAUGAAAAGUAA
Messenger RNA from Naegleria lovaniensis, 336 nucleotides. RefSeq lists its product as uncharacterized. Bases 1 to 336 code for a protein of 111 amino acids. Lineage: Eukaryota; Heterolobosea; Eutetramitea; Acrasida; Naegleriidae. The transcript has a single exon. The record is from RefSeq and is a predicted model, not a curated record.